This is a messenger RNA of Sphaerulina musiva SO2202, 2924 nucleotides long. RefSeq names its product WD40 repeat-like protein. Gene Ontology annotation, biological process: endonucleolytic cleavage to generate mature 5'-end of SSU-rRNA from (SSU-rRNA, 5.8S rRNA, LSU-rRNA); endonucleolytic cleavage in 5'-ETS of tricistronic rRNA transcript (SSU-rRNA, 5.8S rRNA, LSU-rRNA). Gene Ontology annotation, cellular component: small-subunit processome; nucleolus; 90S preribosome. The transcript has 2 exons. Gene Ontology annotation, molecular function: protein binding; U3 snoRNA binding. Lineage: Eukaryota; Fungi; Ascomycota; Dothideomycetes; Mycosphaerellales; Mycosphaerellaceae. The record is from RefSeq and is a predicted model, not a curated record. The coding region runs from base 1 to 2847 and encodes 948 amino acids.
AUGAAGACGACUUUCGAGCCCAGUCGGGUCAUCCAGCCCAUCUACACGGGCGGCGCUGUGUCGCUCAGUCAAGAUGGCCACAUCCUCGCUUCUUCCCUCGGCGAAGAAGCACUGCUCACGGACUUGACUACAGGCGCGCAUUUGGCCCGCAUUGAAGGCGACGGCGAACCUCUGACCACCCUUACCCUCAGCCCCGAUGCUACACAUCUCGUUGUGUGCUCACGAUCGAACGCAGUGCGUAUAUUCGCUUUGCACGACUCGCAGGUGGACGACACAAUUGAUGCGAGACUGCUCCGGACUCUCAAGCCACACAAGACGCCUGUGGUAGUGGUGGCAGUGGACAACACGAGCUCUUUGCUGGCCACGGGCGGCGCGGAUGGAGAAGUCAAAGUGUGGGAUCUCAGAGGCGGUUACACGACCCAUACCUUCCACGGCCACAGUGGAGUCGUCUCGGCCCUACACUUUUUUCAUGUCGACCCAAACGAGACAGAGCAGACGUCGACAAAGGGCAAAAAAAGGAAGAACAAGCAAAGAAAUGGGGAGGCUGAGGAAGUGCAAAACGAGGCUACUGCAGGCUACAGACUGGCUUCUGGUGGCGAAGAUGGGAACAUCAGAAUAUGGGACCUGAGUAAAAGCCAAGGCGUCGCAUCUCUCGAGAGUCAUGUUAGUGUGGUGAAGAGCUUGGAUUACGCGCCAGAUCAGAGAUUGCUAUUAAGCGGGAGUCGAGACAAGACUGUCAUUCUGUGGGACUCGAAAACGUGGCAGCAAGUCAGUACUAUCGCAGUGUUGGAAACGAUCGAGACAGCCGGAUUCGUGGAAACUGGGAAGCUCAUCUACACCGGAGGGGAUACGGCGAGACUAAGAAUAUGGACCACGGACGACGGCCAGGAAGUGACAGAAGAUCAAGAAGAAGGCGCAGAAAUAGAGAGAAUAGUCGACGUUCAGCAGUGGGCUAAUCUCCCUUUCUUACUCACGGUGCACGACGAUCAGACUCUGGUGCUGCGCUCACUAGAAGGACUGAAAGAUGCAUCUGGAAACGCUCGAAUCCCUGCCCUACCAGUUAUACGGCGGAUCAGCGGAACGCACGACGAAGUCAUCGACCUGGCAUAUAUCGGACGGCACCGCAAUCUCCUUGCGCUCGCUACAAAUCUCGAAGACAUCCGCAUCGUCUCACUAGACACAAGCGCGUCAAAUGGAUCAUCCCCUUACUUCGGCGCAGAUAUAGCUCUUCUUAAGGGUCACACCGAAAUCAUCAUCACAAUCGACACCGACUGGUCUGGCUGUUGGCUCGCCACAGGGGCAAAGGAUAACACUGCAAAGCUGUGGCGGCUGGAUCCCGAGAAUAACUCCUACGAAUGCUACGCAACAUUUACCGGUCAUGCUGAGAGUAUAGGGGCUGUUGCACUGCCUAACGCUGCUCCAGUACCAGGAUCGAAAGAGUUCGAGAAUCCGCUCGAGCACCCACCUGAGUUUAUGAUCACUGGCAGUCAGGACAAGACGGUUAAGAGAUGGGACAUCAGCAAACAAGCCGGGAAAGGACCUCGAGCCGCGUAUACCAGAAAGGCGCAUGACAGAGAUAUCAACGCCAUCGAGACGUCCUACUCCACCACGACCCCACUUUUCGCCUCAGCAUCACAGGACCGAACAGUCAAAAUCUGGGAUGUGCAAACCGGUGAGCCUAUCGGCGUGCUUCGAGGUCAUAAGCGUGGUGUGUGGAGCAUAGCGUUCGCGCCCACGGACAUGCCUGCGUUGACUACGAAUGACAACGGGAAUGCAAGCACGUCCAAGGGUAUGGUCGUUACGGGCAGCGGAGACAAGAUGGUGAAAAUAUGGAGCUUGACGGACUACAGCUGCUUGCGAACGUUCGAGGGCCACUCGAACAGCGUGUUGAAAGUCGUCUGGCUGCCACCUCCAAGUAAAGAUGACAGGGACGGCAGAGGUGUGCAAGUCGCUAGCGCAGCAGGUGACGGACUUGUGAAAGUUUGGGAUGCGCAAGGUGGUGAAUGUGCAGCCACACUAGACAAUCACAUCGAUCGUGUCUGGGCACUUGCAGUUCGACCUCAGCCAAUUCUCUCGAUAGCAGAAGCAGAAGCUAAAAUCGCGGAAGGUCAUGAGGAUGAAAAAGAUGAUUCUGCGCCACAACUAGAAUUGGUUUCUGGCUCAGCAGACAGUACGCUGACCUUCUGGACUGAUACGACGACGCAGACUGCCCUUGCAGCCACAACGCAAGCCACGCAACGGAUUGAACAGGACCAAGAAUUGCAAAACGCAAUUCGAGCCAACAACUUCCGAGACGCAAUCGUGCUAGCUCUUCAAUUGAACCACCCGAAACGCCUUCUCGAGAUCUUCAAAUCGGCCAUUGAUAAUCCCUCCACAGAAGCAGAAAGCUUCACUGGUCGCGCUGAAGUCGACGAAGUGUUGGCCAGCUUAUCAGAAGGUCAACUCUGGAACCUCCUCCGCCGGAUUCGAGACUGGAAUGCCAACGGGAGGACACAUCAUGUUGCGCAACGCAUCUUAUAUGCCCUGUUUAGGAUUUACCCGAAAGAGAAGAUCAUCGGUCUACAACGAAAACGUAAGCAGAUGGUAGCGGCAGAAGAUGAAGACGAGGUUUUGGCUGGUGCUAUGGCAGAGACGACUCUGCAAGAAAAAGCGAAGAGCAAAGAGAGCGUGAAGGAUGUACUCGAUGGAUUAAAAGCUUAUUCCGAGAGGCAUUAUCAGAGGCUGGAGAAGACUAGUGAGGAGAGGUUUGUGCUGCUGUGGGCGCUAGGUCAGAUGGAUGAUGUGUCUACCGCGAAUCUGCAAUUGACGACCAGGCACCCAGGGGAAGAUCUGGUAAUGCUGGAUUAGACUAUGGCUGGUAGGAGGCGAAAUAAUGAUAAAGACACAGCGCCAGUCGGUAUCAACAUGUACCACGCUGCCUUCGA